AUGCAGAAGGCUAUCUACGGCUUAGUAUACUUGGUCCUAUCAUGUUUUGUGCAGAGUGUAAAUGCUCUUCGCUAUGAAAUAUCAGCCUCGGAAAAGCCGGAGCCAAUUUGCAUUCGUGACUUUGUAUCUGAAGGUCAAUUGGUCGUUGUUGAUGUUACAAGUGACGGUCAUGUCGGGGAUGGCCAAGUUCUAAGUUUAUAUAUCUAUGAUUCUAUUGGAAACGAGUACCGUAGAAAGAGGGACUUCGCAGACGAAGUGCGUGUUGUUUUCACAGCUCCUUCAACCACCUCAUUUGAUAUUUGUUUAGAGAAUGUCGCUCAAUUCAAAGGAAGAUCUAUGAGUAGAUCUGUCGAGCUGGACAUCGAAAGUGGUUCACAGGCCCGUGAUUGGAAUAAGAUCAGCGCUUCAGAGAAGCUGAAACCUAUUGAAGUCGAGUUGCGUAAAAUUGAGGAAUUAGCUGACGAAAUUGUUGAGGAGUUACAAUAUUUGAAAAACAGAGAAGAAAGACUCAGAGACACAAAUGAGUCAACUAACAGAAGGGUCAGAAAUUUUUCGGUGAUUGUCAUUAUUGUUCUCAUCAGUUUGGGAUUAUGGCAAGUCAACUACUUAAGAAAUUAUUUCAAGGCCAAGCAUAUCAUUUAA
This is a messenger RNA of Zygotorulaspora mrakii, 642 nucleotides long. RefSeq names its product Erv25p (gene ERV25). Gene Ontology annotation, cellular component: endoplasmic reticulum; COPII-coated ER to Golgi transport vesicle; endoplasmic reticulum-Golgi intermediate compartment. The coding region runs from base 1 to 642 and encodes 213 amino acids. The record is from RefSeq and is a predicted model, not a curated record. The transcript has a single exon. Gene Ontology annotation, biological process: Golgi organization; intracellular protein transport; endoplasmic reticulum to Golgi vesicle-mediated transport. NCBI's taxonomy places the organism in Eukaryota, Fungi, Ascomycota, Saccharomycetes, Saccharomycetales, Saccharomycetaceae.